UUACCUGCACCGAAUACUUACGAUUAAUUUGCAACUUUAGAAAACACAAACAAAAUCCUCAAAUCAUUAUUGUUAGUAUUAAAAUAAUAGUUCUCAUUCAACCAACCCAAUCAUAGUUUCAAGCUCACUUCAUUUUCAUGUCUUUAUAUUAAGCCUUCAAAGCUAAGUCGGUAUCAGUGUUGAAGUGUGUCACUCUUCCAAACAUAACAUAGAUCUGUGAAAACAAUGGGAAGCAGAAGCACUAGUGUGCUAUCUCUACUAUGUCUUGUUCUUGCAUUAGUAAGCGUGUCUUUAGUGCAAGCAGAAGAUGAUUAUAAGUUCUACACAUGGACUGUGACUUAUGGAAUUCUUUCUCCUCUUGGUACUCCUCAACAAGUUAUUUUGAUUAAUGGUCAAUUUCCUGGUCCUAGACUUGAUUUGAUUACUAAUAACAAUGUGAUUCUCAAUCUUGUCAACAAGCUAGAUGAGCCAUUUCUACUAACAUGGAAUGGCAUUAAACAAAGGAAAAAUUCAUGGCAAGAUGGAGUACUGGGAACAAACUGUCCUAUUCCACCAAACUCAAAUUAUACUUACAAGUUUCAAACCAAGGAUCAAAUUGGAACUUAUUCAUAUUUUCCAUCAACUAAAAUGCAUAAAGCUGCUGGAGGGUUUGGAGGGCUCAAUGUUUAUCGUAGAUCUGUCAUUCCAAUCCCUUAUCCAAAUCCUGAUGGAGAUUUUACUCUACUCAUUGGUGAUUGGUACAAGGCCAGCCACAAGGUAUUGAGACAAUCUUUAGAUUUAGGAAAAUCUCCUGGUUUUCCUGAUGGGCUCCUUAUCAAUGGUCAAGUUCAUUCGACCUUCACUGGUAACCAAGGAAAAACAUACAUGUUCAGGAUCUCAAAUGUGGGUUUAUCAACCUCAAUCAACUUUAGAAUUCAGGGUCAUACACUAAAACUAGUCGAGGUUGAAGGAUCACAUACUCUCCAAAACGUAUAUGAUUCACUUGAUGUACAUGUUGGACAAUCAGUUUCUGUGUUAGUUACCUUAAAUCAACCUCCAAAGGACUAUUACAUUGUUGCCUCAACAAGAUUUACUCAAACUGUUCUCAGCACAACUUCUGUGCUGCACUAUUCAAACUCUCGUUCCUCAGCAUCAGGACCCUUGCCUGCUCCCCCUGCCGACAAUUAUGACUGGUCUAUGAAGCAAGCUAGAACUUACAGAUGGAAUCUGACAGCAAAUGCUGCUAGGCCUAACCCACAAGGGUCAUUCCAUUAUGGAAAGAUAAUUCCAACUAAAAGAAUAUAUUUGGCCAAUUCAGCACCAUUGAUCAAUGGAAAGCUCCGUUAUGCAGUUAAUAGUGUCUCCUAUAUUAACCCUGAUACCCCUCUUAAACUUGCUGAUUACUUCAACAUUCCUGGAAUCUUGGGUGAUAUUCAAACCACUCCAUCUAAUGGUCCCGCACAUAUAGCUACAUCGGUGUUGCGAACUUCGCUUCAUGAUUUCAUUGAGGUUGUUUUCCAAAACAAUGAAAACACCAUGCAGUCUUGGCAUCUUGACGGUUAUGAUUUUUGGGUUGUUGGUUAUGGUUCUGGCCAAUGGACAGAUGCAAGUAGAAGUACCUAUAAUCUAGUGGAUGCUUUGACUAGACACACUGCCCAGGUGUAUCCAAACUCGUGGACAGCAAUAUUGGUAUCAUUGGAUAACCAAGGUAUGUGGAAUUUGAGAUCAGCCAUAUGGGAAAGACAAUAUCUUGGACAACAGUUGUAUCUAAGAGUGUGGAAUGCACAACGUACUGCAGCCAAUGAAUAUGACAUUCCUAAUAAUGCUCUGCUUUGUGGCAAAGCAUUGGGACAUCAUCCUUAGAGUAUACGUUUUCAACCAUUCAUUGGUUUCAUUCUAGUCAUGAGAGCUUGACUACAACUAGAUUUUUAUUUAUUAAGAUGAUAUAGGAUUAGAGGGAGAAGCUAUUUUAUCAAAUUUGUGACAGUCUCAACAUAUGCUUGAGAGAAAUCAUGUACUGAAAUUUCUUUGCCAACUUAUUUUCAUACGGGCACAAUCCAUGAGCAUGCAUGGUUAUUUUACUAGUAAUUUCUGAAUUCAAAUCAACAGACAGACACAUUCAGUUGCUAAUAAUAUGUGUCUGCAACUUCUUGAAGAUAUGCACAAAGCUCUUUUGGUUUAGAGAACAUAGGCAUGUGGUCAGCAUCAACAAUCACUUUGACAUCAUUAGCAGGGUUUCGUUCAAUCAUUGAUAGCUGAAAAUCAUGCUCUAAUACUUUGUCUUGUUGGCACACAAUGAAGACUUUGGCAACAGUUCCAUAGUUAUCUUUUGUGACUCUUGUUUUCUCUUGUAAUAGUUCUUCAUCACCAUAGCUCCUAGCAGGCCUUAUUAAUGACAUUGCAAGGGACAAGUCCUGGUUCA
Medicago truncatula (barrel medic) is the source of this 2401-nucleotide messenger RNA. RefSeq names its product L-ascorbate oxidase homolog. Lineage: Eukaryota; Viridiplantae; Streptophyta; Magnoliopsida; Fabales; Fabaceae. The coding region runs from base 226 to 1842 and encodes 538 amino acids. The transcript is spliced from 9 exons. Gene Ontology annotation, molecular function: copper ion binding; oxidoreductase activity. The record is from RefSeq and is a predicted model, not a curated record.